Messenger RNA from Aspergillus viridinutans, 1056 nucleotides. RefSeq lists its product as uncharacterized. Lineage: Eukaryota; Fungi; Ascomycota; Eurotiomycetes; Eurotiales; Aspergillaceae. The transcript is spliced from 2 exons. The coding region runs from base 1 to 1056 and encodes 351 amino acids. The record is from RefSeq and is a predicted model, not a curated record.
AUGCGCCUUUUGCCCAUCCUCCGUCUGCGUGUGGCCAGAGGAAGCCAAAAUGGACCCUUCAUUGCCGCGGCGCCUGCACCGCCCAUAUCCGGCGCGAAAACAUCCCCUCAUAUUGGCCAGCUCUUCAACAUCCCUGAAUUUCCUGGCUAUUCUUGGGGCCCCUUGUCAUUUCUUUUAACAGAGUCCUCCCCGCACGCGGUAUUCUCAGGAAGAUGCGAAUUUCUUCGCUACUCAAUCACUGUGCCAGCUGGUCCGAUGGCCCUCUAUAAUCUCCUCCUCGGGCUCUCCGCCUUGAUCUCCAUCGCCAGGGCCGCAGAAACGUGCUACUGGCCAAAUGGCAAUGCGACCCCGUCCAACUGGGUGCCAUGUCCGAAUAGUAAAGUCUGUUGCGCAGUCGGGGAAGCCUGCCUAUCGAACAACCUCUGCUAUGGUUCCAAGCUGAACAUUGCGUACCGCGGCGCAUGUACCGACCUUUCCUGGCCGAUUGCAGAUUGUCCGCGCAUUUGCUACGAGGAAGUCGACUAUCAAUGGGCAAACCUGUACGCGUGUCCGAAUAACACCAACCAAGUCUUCACCUGCGGCACAAGCGGCUGGGCCUCGUCCGUCUGCGAUGCAAAGCUGGGUUUGUACACCUGGGUCGACGGGAAUGUGUCUCUCGCGCAGAAUGGCAUCUCGACCUCGUCCUCGUCCUCGUCCUCUGCUGUGGCGACAUUGUCGUCCCCCUCCCAGUCGACGACGACAACUACGACUCCUUUCUCCUCGACCGAUUCCGCAACAAGUGCCACCGCGACUGGAAAUUCGCAGCAGGAUAAGAAUGUUUUAACUCUAGGACUCGCAUUAGGGAUUGCUCUUGGGGUUCCGUUGUUAGCGAUCUCGGCGGCAUUUCUGUGGUUGUGGUUUCGCACACGGCGACAGUCAGUUAAUGGUCGGAUUCAACAGCCCGUCGGGCAAUACCCAGCAGGAGCUCCCAGUAUGGCUCGUGCUUAUCGUUCGAAUGGUGCGAUGGGGGAGUUGGAAGUCCCCAAGAACAAUACUUACAGACCGGAAUUAGAAUGA